AUGUCAACGGGUGCGGUGGAUCAGCAUGUCAUCUAAUGCGACCCCGCCAUGGCGGGGAGCUGACCUCUCUCGUUGAUAACUUUGUUCUCUGCCGACGCGAGUUUGAGUAACGAUCUUAUACUUUUCCCACGUCGAUCAGGCACGACCCAGCAGUACUAGGACUGGUAAUAGCCGCAAGGACCCGCUAGGAAUCACCAGCUUGGCACGGUCUCUAGUACUAGGCAGCAAUAUGGCUGCUCGAUUGGCAUUGCUCGUCUCCUCCCGCCGCAGCCUGCCGACUCUCCAACCCCUCCCACCGCCACGCGCGCUUUCCCGCAUCGCUUCGCUGCUAGUAACUUCCCUCCUGGCCGUCUCCUUUCUAUCCUUCGCGUCCAACGCAUCGCCUCUACGCGACGCAUCGCCUCUCCCCGACGCGUCGCCUUUCCCCGACGCGUCGCCUCUCCCCGACGUGCCUUAUGAUCAGCAGCAACCCAUUCCUGAACCUCUCGCCUCGCUCCAAUCAUGGCAGUCCCUUCAGAAUGUCUCGUCGCCUUCGUCGGCGGUCCCUCCGGCCUCGAGGCUCAUAGGAGCGGCCGGCACGGCGCACCUGCCCGCCGCGACGCUCCUUGGAGCGGACGGCACGGCGGUCCUGCCGGCCUCGAAGCUUAUAGGAGCGGACGGCACGCCAGGGAAGGUGUUUAGCUGGGGGUCUUACAAGGUGGUGCAGAGAUCGUCGAUUGGCGGACCGAUGUUUGUAUUUAAGGUGCUACCCCCCCGCCCUCUCCUCCUAUGGGCGCCUGCCACGUCAUCACCUCAGUCCUUCCCAGUGGUUCUGUUUCAGCACGGGUGGGCGACUCACAACUACUGGUUUGGAGAUAUGCUCAAGAGAGUGGUCUCCCACGGUUACAUUGUAGUGGCGCCUCAGAUGUACCCUCUCAUCGGCCUCACAGGCGCCAUCUACGAGAUGAAGGGCUCAUGCGCAGUCAUUCGCUGGCUGAAAGACAACCUCAAAGACUGGCUUGCCCGCCAUCCAAUCCUGCAUCGCCGAACCAAGGCCUCCCCUGAUUGGUCCAAAUUCGCCCUGACCGGCCACAGCCGCGGCGGGAAAGUCGCCUUUGGGGUUCUCCGGGAGCUAUUUUGCAAAUCGGCGGUGGCGAUUAAAGCGCAAUUUCUCCUCGACCCUGUAAAUGGUGGUGGGGAAAGAAGCUCCUUUAAAUCCGGAGAUUCCGUGCUUACGUAUGUUCCCAACUCGAUCCAAGUCUCGGCUCCUGUGGCAGUGUUAGGAACGGGAUUAGGAGGUUCCUGCGCUCCUGAAGGCGACAAUUACAAGGAGUUUUACUCGGAUAUGGUAGACCCGGUGUGGAAAUUUGCCGUGCCCGGCUACGGGCACGCAGAUUUUUUCAAUAAUUGGAUCGGCCCGGGGAUUACGUUUAUCUCCAAGCAUUUUUGCAAGAAUGGGCCGGCGAGAAAGCCUAUGCGGGUGGUGACUGGUGGGCUAAUGGUGGCGUUCCUCCAGGCUAAGCUUCUAGGAGACUCUGCUGAUUUAGACGAUUUAAUGGCGAAUCCAGGCCACUCCCCUGUUCCAAUUAGCCAGCCUGUAACCAAACCGUGAUGAAGUAAAUGCUUUGAUGCCUA
Closterium sp. NIES-67 is the source of this 1614-nucleotide messenger RNA. The record is from the annotation of a GenBank genome assembly. Lineage: Eukaryota; Viridiplantae; Streptophyta; Zygnematophyceae; Desmidiales; Closteriaceae.